ACUGUCGCGAGUACCAUCGAACAGAGAGUUGGUUGCUGCUAAGCAGUUUUGUGCGUUGAACGUUAUUCAAAAACCCAACUUGUUCUUAUUGUGACAAACAACAUCGAAUUAGUGUUCAGAAAUCUGCUUAAGUAAACCCCAUGCAGCUUCAGCAUAGUGAUUGUGACUGUGUGUGUGUUGUUGGCGUGCGCGACAGUGAAUCUAACGAAAUUACACAAGUGUAAAACGCGAAAAAUUCAACGACCCAAAACAAAUAUUGAUUUUUUCAUAGAAAGAAGGCCUCGCGAGCGUUUUUAUUCUUGUUGCUGCUGUUGUUGUGCGCGCUAGUAAACUACUUAUGCAUACAUAGUAAAGAACGAACGUACAAAAAGAAAAUAGGAAAAGAGAACUUUGCAAAGAAAAUUUCGAAAUAACAGCAGUAAAUUUCCACAAAGUUGUAAUUAUUAAAUUGUGCUGCCAACAACAGCAACAAAAAACCCCGAUCCACCCCGCCGAGCCAUUUGAAUUGAGUUACUGUUGCUGUUAUUGUUGUCGUUGCUGGAAGUUCGUCCAAUAGAAGAAAAACAGAAGCACAACGAGCGUCAGCGCACGCGAUUUGCAUGAACUUACUCACUCUCACACACACACCCACACACAGCAGCACACACCCGCACACUCGAAGAAUAAAUUAAAUACAAUUUGAAAGAAAACUAAGCAGGCUAAGUAUUUGCGUGAGUGUGAGAGUGAGAGUGACAGAUAGACACACUUACUUAAAAAGCGUAUGAAAGUCGAAAGAAAGCACACAUACAUAUAGUAAGAAAAAGAAGAACAAGAAAAAAAAAAACAAAAUGCCGCAAGCAGAGGGCGGCUAUGUAUCGCUGCCAGCUAUGAAUGGCAAUGGCAAUGGCAGCGCCAUCUAUCAAUCCACCACAGAACCACAGGCAGCUUCGCCCACCUCCGUGUUUGAGAGCGUUAAGCGUGCAAUUGGUCAGGCGAUCAAAUCAUCGCCCGGCGAUAGCGAAGAGCUGGUACGCAUGGAGCAGCGGCAGCCAGUCAUUGUUGGUGGUGGUGCCAGAGACCGUGACAAAACUGGUAAGACACUGAACACCAAGAUGCCAUCAGCACCAACACACACUGCCGAGGAGGCACAUCUGCUUGGCACCAUGCCCGUUGAUCCCAUGGAUGAUAUCGAACUGCGUUCGGUGCAGUUGCAAUUCCCCAAUGCACGCGGCUCCAUAUUGGAGGCAUGCGACCAGCGACGUGUGCCCACAGACAAGGGCGACAUACACGUUGCCAUACAGGGUGACACCUCAAAGCCGGCCAUAGUGACCUACCACGAUCUGGGACUCAACUAUGCCACCAGCUUUGCUGGCUUCUUCAACUAUCCAGUUAUGCGCGGACUGCUAGAAAACUUCUGUGUGUACCAUGUAACAGCACCGGGUCAGGAGGAGGGUGCACCUACAUUACCAGAGGACUAUGUGUACCCAACCAUGGAUGAGCUGGCCGCACAGUUGCUCUUUGUGCUGUCGCAUUUUGGACUCAAGUCGGUGAUUGGUUUUGGCGUUGGCGCUGGAGCCAAUAUCCUGGCACGUUUCGCCCAUGGGCAUCCGGAUAAGGUGGGCGCUCUUUGUCUGAUUAAUUGCGUGUCAACGCAAUCGGGCUGGAUUGAGUGGGGCUAUCAGAGUUUCAAUGCGCGCUUCUUGCGCACCAAGGGCAUGACACAGGGUGUCAUCGAUUACCUGAUGUGGCAUCACUUUGGCCGCAAUCCCGAGGAGCGCAAUCAUGAUCUGGUGCAGAUGUACAAGCAGCACUUUGAGCGUGGCGUCAAUCCCACUAAUCUGGCCAUGUUGAUCAAUGCGUACAUUCAUCGCAACGAUUUGCAUUUGGCACGCACACCACCUGGCACUCCAGGUGCUGAGACGGCAGCCACCACACUGAAAAUGCCAGUUAUUAACAUAACCGGUUCGUUGUCGCCCCAUGUCGAUGACACUGUGACAUUCAAUGGACGCUUGGAUCCAACAAACUCAUCGUGGAUGAAGAUCUCCGAUUGCGCCAUGGUGCUGGAGGAACAACCGGCCAAGUUGGCUGAAGCCUUUCGGCUGUUCUUGCAAGGCGAGGGCUAUGCAACGCCGCUGUCGACGCCUGCUAGCUCUCCAUGCGGUACCAAAUAUCACACAUACUCAUCGAUAUUCUUUGCCAACUUUCGGGAGGAACAACUGCAGGCUGCCCAGGAGCGCGAGCGAGACCGCCAGCGACAGUUGAGUAUGCGUGUCGGCAAUCGUCUGAGAGAGACGGCCAUCAAUUGCAGCAGCAGCAAUGGCGGCAGCGGCGACAACAAUGCAAAUGGCCCAACAAGCGAAGAGGAUCAGGAUGUAGAGAACGGCAAUGGGAAUGGCAAUCGGGCUUACGUCACUACUGAUACAUCCGGCACUCUCUACUAUGGCACACAAAGCAACAAGAUACGCAUCACUGAGAAUCCACUGCCCGAGCCGAUUAGCUCUUAGAUUGUUAAAAUUUCUACACAUUAGACACAUACACACCGUUAAACUUAGACACACAUACAUACAUACACAUUAAUACCAAAAACAAAAUAAGAUCGAAAGAGUCGAAACACAUACAUAUACAAAAACACUGUUAUUGUUGUUAUAAACUACGUAUAAAAUACCACAAAACAAAAAAGACACAGCAUCACAAGAAGCAGCAGCAGCGCAGCAGCAGCAGCCUCAGCCGCCAACUCAAGCAAAGCUUUAGCCGCCAGCAGCGGCAGCAGCAGCAGCAGCGACAGUGUGACCAGAGCAGAUUCGAACGCUGCCUGAAAGUAGACUUUAGCCGAGCCGUGCUCUAAGAGACAAAUUAACGAAAUUUAAAAACACAAAAACCAAAAAAAAAAACAAAAAAAACCAAACUAAAUGAUAUAAAUAAAUAAGCAAAGAAUUGAGAUAAACGAAAACACCGCUACCUAUACGAAAUAUGAACUUAUGUUUCUUAAACAAUAUACAAAUAAAUUAAAUAAUACUUAGUACUAAUUACUUGAAAACGCCGUUCGAUUUUGUCUAGUUUCUGUUUUUAUCAUAAUAAUGAUAACAAAAACAAAAAUUAAAUAAAAACCAAAAUAUUACAUAAAACCAAAAAAAUAAAAAAAAAACAAAUGAAAAUAAAUAUUGCAGAG
Messenger RNA from Drosophila albomicans, 3148 nucleotides. RefSeq names its product protein NDRG3 (gene MESK2). The transcript is spliced from 8 exons. Gene Ontology annotation, cellular component: cytoplasm. Gene Ontology annotation, biological process: signal transduction. The coding region runs from base 828 to 2483 and encodes 551 amino acids. The record is from RefSeq and is a predicted model, not a curated record. NCBI's taxonomy places the organism in Eukaryota, Metazoa, Arthropoda, Insecta, Diptera, Drosophilidae.